Fusarium proliferatum ET1 is the source of this 447-nucleotide messenger RNA. RefSeq lists its product as uncharacterized. Lineage: Eukaryota; Fungi; Ascomycota; Sordariomycetes; Hypocreales; Nectriaceae. The transcript has a single exon. The coding region runs from base 1 to 447 and encodes 148 amino acids. The record is from RefSeq and is a predicted model, not a curated record.
AUGACUCACGAUGAGGCAGACAAAGAGGCUAAGAUUCUCCUUGAUGAAUAUAAAGCAGAGCAUUUUGAGAAGUUGUGCGAAGAGUCGAGACAGUUGGCCGAGUGGCAUGAACGAGAACACAUGAGAGACUUAAAAUACUGGAAAGAGACAGAGUAUGACCGUAGGGCAUAUAAUCCGUGGUAUGAUGAAUCUGAGGAUGAUGAGUCUCAAGAGGAGGGGUCUGAAAAGGAAGAAUCUGCAGAUGAAGAAUCUGAAGACGGAGAAUCUGGUGACGACCAAUAUGAAGGUGAAGGGUCUGAAAGCGAAGAAGCUGAGUCUGGGGAUGACGGAGCAUCUAACUCGGCGGGUAUGGAUAUAGAUUUGCUGGAACCCAUCAGCGAAGAUCUCACUACUCAGAUCUCAGUGCUUCGAAUUUCUGGUAAGAAGUCAAACGGCGAAGAAGCGUGA